AUUUUCAUGCAUCAAUCAAACACCGUGUGCAUUUUGCAGGCCCUAAUUGCCCAAUUGACGUGACUGGUUCUAGUAGGAGUUUCCAAUAGCAGGAUAUGUAAUCUCUCGCGUGCUAUACAAUUCGUUUUCGGCAGUUUACAUGCACGGAGUAUUUGAAUGGGUCGUAUUCAUAUCAUAUAAUAUGCAGAGAGGAAUUUAUAGCUUACUUACUUCGUUAUUUGUAGCAGGUAUUUUAGAUGUCGUCCAAAUGUCCAGCGAAAAACUCCUGAUUAAGAAGCUGCUCACUGAGUACAAGGAACGUGGCAUUAUGGGAAGACCGGUAGAGCGUCAUCAUGAGAUUCUUACGGUCAAGUUCGGACUGAGUCUUAUACAGAUUCUGGAUCUGGACGAGAAAAAUCAAGUAUUAACCACCAACGCAUGGGUAACUCACAAAUGGAAGGAUAUUUAUAUGACCUGGAAUGAAUCUGAAUAUGACAACAUUACAAAGAUCAGAGUGCCGAAGGGCAGCAUUUGGGAACCCGACAUAAAACUGUACAACUACGCUGAUGAGAGGAUGGAGGAGAGAAGAGACGCAAAUAUGGUUAUCGGAAGCGAUGGAACUGUGCUAUGGAUUCCUCAAGCGAUCUUCAAAAGUGUCUGUAAAAUAGACAUUAUGUACUUCCCUUUUGAUAUGCAGACUUGUAAACUAAAAUUCAGUACAUGGAGUUAUGAUGGCGGACAAAUUGAUUUAAAGGAGCUGUACGGAGUCGAGACUGGUUUUGAAUUGUCCGACUACGUGGAAAGCAACGAAUGGAAUGUGCUCGGAUCUAGCGUCGAAAAAGACACCAUCAUUUACUCUUGUUGCCCGGAUGCUCCUUACGUUGCCAUUACUUUCAAUAUUCGGAUAAAACGAAAACCUGCAUUUUAUAAUUACAUUUUGAUUCUUCCUUGUAUUCUUCUGUCGUCUCUAACGUUGGUGCUGUUCUGGCUGCCACCAGAGUCAUCUGAUAAAAUGCAGUUUGGAAUGAAUAUAUUUGUCGCCUUUUUUGUGUUACUUCUUCUCCUCAACGAAUCUAUUCCUCCAGCAUCAGAUUCGAUACCUCUUAUCGGAGCUUUAUACUGUCUGAACAUGGUUUUGAUUACUCUAUCCACCUUCUUAUCCGUCGCCAUAGUAAAUCUCUACUUCCGGGGAUCGAAGUCACGUGUCCCAAGACCUAUUAAAAAGGUAAUGGUUGAUUGUAUAGCAAGAAUAAUGUGUAUGCACGAACAAGCAAAGACAAAAAAGAAAAAUGCACAAGAAAGCAGUGGAAUCGUACAGGGAUCUAACCGAAAGGAUGGGAAUGGAAUAUUCGACCAAGUCAAUUAUUCUGCAAUGCAAGCCGAAAAUAGCUGGAAAGAGCAACCAAACGGCCAAAAUGGACAACAGGACAAAACUGAGAUGUCUAUCAGCUCGUCUGGAUACUUUGAUACUAUGUCCAGUGACGUGAAAGAAAUCAAAACAUAUCUUAAGAAGGUGAUUGAUAAAAUCACCGACAAGGAUGCAGAAGAGGAGAUUGCUAGAGAAUGGAGAAUAGUUGCCCUUGUUCUGGAUAGACUGUUCUUCUUUUUAUACUUUUUCACUAUAGUUAUCUCCUUCUAUUCAGUGUAUAAUCAAUAUUUUGAUUCUACCGACAAUUUUAAUCGGAAGAAUAAUCACUAACAUCAUAAUAUAGUAAUUUUUCAUGGCAUAUAUAUGUUAUAUAUUAUAUUGAGAAUACACAAUGUACUCGUGCAGGUCAUAUUAUGCUUGAUGUAUGGAAUUGAAUACAUAUGUACAACAUAUAAAAUGUUGUUAAUAAACAAAU
Molecule: messenger RNA, 1823 nt
Organism: Saccostrea echinata
Lineage: Eukaryota; Metazoa; Mollusca; Bivalvia; Ostreida; Ostreidae
Product: neuronal acetylcholine receptor subunit alpha-10-like
Exons: 7
Coding region: 140-1678 (512 amino acids)
Biological process (GO): nervous system process; regulation of membrane potential; signal transduction
Cellular component (GO): postsynaptic membrane; neuron projection; synapse
Molecular function (GO): acetylcholine-gated monoatomic cation-selective channel activity; transmembrane signaling receptor activity
Source: RefSeq, a predicted model, not a curated record